Thamnophis sirtalis is the source of this 2052-nucleotide messenger RNA. Lineage: Eukaryota; Metazoa; Chordata; Lepidosauria; Squamata; Natricidae. The record is from RefSeq and is a predicted model, not a curated record.
GGAUCUUGCAAAUCAGCAGCUAUUCCCUGCUUGGUUCCUCUGGAUUCCUGGGUGGGCUGGAGGCAGGUGCCAGGCGAUCAUAAUGUUGCCCCAAAGGAAGAACUGGAAGUCCAUGGGUAAAGGCCUCGUCCUGGGGACGCUUCUCACCAGCUUCAUGCUGCUUCUGUACUCCUACGCGGUCCCACCCUUGCAAGUCAGCGUGACAGAGAUUCCCAUCCCUUAUUCGUGCUCGUCCUACCGCACCCGGGCCCGGCUCUCGGCUUCAGGGAACAGCACCCAAGGUUCCCCAGGAGAAAAAUGCCUCCCCAGGCUCAACAUCAUGUUCAUGAAGACUCACAAAACAGCCAGCAGCACCCUCCUCAAUAUCCUCUUCCGUUUCGGGGAGAAGCACCGCCUCAAGUUCGCCUUCCCCAACGGACGGAGCGAUUUCUACUACCCGUCUUUCUUCGACCGCAACCAGGUGAAAAACUACCAGCCCGGCGUGUGCUUCAACAUCAUCUGCAACCACAUGCGCUUCCAGUACGAGGAGGUGCGCAAGUUGCUGCCGGCGGACGCCGUCUUCGUGACGGUGCUGCGGGAUCCGGCCUACCUCUUUGAGUCUUCUUUCCACUACUUUGGGGGGAUCAUCCCGUUGACCUGGAAGGUGUUGGGCGAUGACAAGCUGGCUGAAUUCCUGAGGGACCCUUGGCAUUACUACGACCCAAAAGGGUACAACGCGCACUACCUCCAGAAUCUCCUUUUCUUCGACUUGGGCUAUGACAACAACCUGGAUCCCAACAGCCCGCUGGUCGAGCAGUACAUUCGCGAGAUCGACGGGCGUUUUCAUCUGGUGAUGCUCCUGGAGUACUUCGACGAAUCUCUGGUGCUCCUGAAGGAUCUGCUGUGUUGGGAGCUGGAAGACAUUCUCUACUUCAAGCUCAACGCCCGCAAAGGCUCCACCGUCUCAAGGCUGACCGACGACCUCUACCAAAAAGCCACAGCGUGGAACCUCCUGGACUCCAAGCUCUACCAGCACUUCAACACCACCUUCUGGCGCAAAGUGGAAGCCUACGGCACGGCGCGGAUGGCGAGGGACGUCACCCGGCUGAACGAAGAGAACGAGAAGAUGAAGAGCAUCUGCAUCGACGGCGGCCGCCCCGUGGACGCCAACGCCAUCCAGGAAUCGGCCAUGCAGCCCUGGCAGCCCCUGGGCGAGAAAUCCAUCCUGGGCUACAAUUUGAAAAAAAAGAUUCACAAAAAACACCGGAAACUUUGCCGCAAAAUGCUGACCCCCGAGAUACAAUAUCUGUCGGACCUCGGGGUCAACCUGUGGAUUACGAAGCUGUGGAGCUGGGUGAGGGUGUUUUUGAAGUGGUAAAGGGGGGGGGGGUUGAGCACCUCUUCUCUCCCCUCUUUUGGUUCGUUCCCUUUUCUCCUUCUACCGGUUGGUCAGGCACACGCCGAACUCACUUUGUGGCCAACGACGAACAUGGGAACGAACUCGAGGAUAAAGUGUUCCCGAGGGUGAAUUUUUUUUAAAAAGGGUGGGGAAUGGGUGACCAAUGCUUGUAAGCAAGGUAGGGAAGAGAAGGUGCUGUACCUAUGACUCAAUUUUUGGCUGGACCUUCAGGAAGAAGAAAGUAAAAAAGGACACCACUGGCUGUCACGUCCUCUUCACCAACUUGCAUUCCAGGUCUCGGCUGUUUUAACGUCCCAAUGAGGACAGUAAACACCAGUAAACAAGAAACUCCCAUCCCUCUCCAUUUGGCUCAUUCCCCUCUCGUAGUCAAACUCUCAUUCCCCUCUCGUAGUCAAACUCUCACGGACCGCAGUCGUCAAGGUGUACAGGAGAAGUGAGUUUGGCAGAUUACGGAUGAGGAUAUCUGCCGGUACAUCGUUUCUUUCUCUUUGUGAGUAGCAUUGCGGGAUGCCCGUUUCCCAGAGGCGAACCGAACAGGUCCUUUGACCGAACUAUGGUAAAGAGCGAGAACUUUGGAGCAGUACGGUCAGAGUUCCCUGUACGUUGAGCAGAUCUGCCCCAAAAGCCUAACGCCGUUGCCUCUUGAGUACGGC